Pseudo-nitzschia multistriata is the source of this 4316-nucleotide messenger RNA. Lineage: Eukaryota; Bacillariophyta; Bacillariophyceae; Bacillariales; Bacillariaceae. The record is from the annotation of a GenBank genome assembly.
UACGAGUUGACUGUACCAGACCUCUCUUUUUAGAGAAAAAGAAAAACGCCAUCAAAACCGAUGAUCGUGCGGUAAACCAAUCGCGUGCGGAUACGGGUGUUGACGGGGAAGGGGUGCCGAACGAGGAGCCAAAAAGGGAGAAAGAAGGACGGCGCUUCCUCAAAACGAUUUUUGGAUCAACUCCCGUACCGCAAUCGUUGGCCCACCCUGGACCAAUCGCAGCAGCAACAAGCAACAGAAACAACAACAGCAAGAWAUAGCAGCGAAACAAUGCUUUCUCGCAUAGCAGAAUCCGCACUAGCUAUUGCCAGAGCCCGAGUCGGUGCAGCCACCGUUGGAGCUCGCACCGGCCGAUCGGCGUUUUCGUCCCAGGUCAGCAGGAGCUACGCCGCCGCACCGGUGAGCCCCCUCAAUGCCUUUGCGCAAACAUGGUACAAUCUGUACGUACAGCUAACAAUUGUAAAUGAUUUAGCGAGUGCAAGUGUCAAUCGAUAGUUCGAGGUUYCAUCGGAAUCCAGAACAGGAAAGCACGAGAUGCAAUUCAAUACAAUUCCACUCUACCUUCCGUUGUCAGUCACUAUCAUUAUUUUCCAAUUSAAAACCUUACCAAUCUAUUUUGUUCUUUGCCAAAAUUUGAAAUUUGUUGCCUUGCGUUCGUUGCAACUUCCCGCAUACAUAUUUACCGAUGGCUGCAAUACGCUGUGGCGUUGAACACCUUUAAUGUGCAUAAAACAAAACUUUUUCCAAUAAUCCAAAAACUGGAACGGCUCACUUGCAACAAUCGCAACGUGUGCAGCUUUGGCUCGAGCACCGCCCGAUAUGCAACCUUUCUAGCUGUAGGCGUCAUUSUGGCCGAGAUGGGAACAAAUUCGUUGACCGAUUACCUGUGGGAAGCAAAUAACAAGGGGAAAACCUACAAGCAGGUUGACUGGAGCAAAUUUGAUCCUGAAGAUGAGGAUGAGGAGGACGACGAUGAUGAUGACGACGACGACGACGAUGAUGAYGACGACGACGACGAAUAGGCACUCAUUUUCGGUUCGAAGAGAGAAGGAAGAAAAUUGGACAAUUUGCCAGUCAUUCUCAAAAAUAGAGUUUUCAGUGUGGCCUCUACGUAUAUAGUGCAAUAAUCAUACCUCAAAGAUUAGAUAGAUAGGUAAAGGAUUUGGUAGAAGGUAGUGAGGGUUCAUUCGAUUGUUGACUGAAGCAAAAGACCUAGUCACAUAUUGCAGCAGCAACUACUAUGUAUGAAAUCUCAAAGAUAUUCUGUUUCUAAUAGUAGUAUUAAGAACAYGAACACAGUGUCCUUUCCCCUCGUUGGGUGGAGAUUGAAGUGGUCCAUACUAGUUUUUGUUGAGCAUUCUUUGUUAUUGGUUGUAUGGAAAAAUGGGUCCAUGCUACCUGUAGUAAGAACUUAACAAGAACGCUUCUCUGGCAUUUACCCGCCCCUACUACUCMAAGGAAGGAAGCAAUAACAAGAACAAUAAAAUUCGUCCUAGUAGUAGUUGUACUACUGAAUAGCACUGAAGCAUGUGACCAGUACUACUGUAUACUGUCUUUCUUCUUGAUAGUUUUCUUCUUAUCAUCAUUCCGCUGUCAAGAAGAGGAAAGAGGGGGACAGCAAUGACACCCACCAGGCAGCACCUCCUCGUCCCCCACAACAUCACGACACCAGCUCUUGCUCUUGCUCUUGCUCUUGCUUGUUGUUGUUGUUGUUGUUGUUGUUGUUGUUGUUGUUGUUGUUGUUGUUGUUGUUGUUGUUGUUGUUGUUUGUUCUUUGUGUUGUUGCCCAAAAAGAAGAAGAAGAAGAGCUAGUACUAGAAGAGGUAGUACUACUACUACUACUAGAGCAGGUGUGCGCUUACUAGUAGUAUUACUACUACUAGAAGUAAUAGUAGGUAAGACGAAGAGUUAUCAUGAUCAUUGAUCUACUGCUGGCUACUAGGUAGAUAGUAGGUAAUACUACGGUAGUUCCUUUAAGUACCAGGUACGUAUUGAAAGGAUUUUGUUCAUUCUUAACAGUAUUUUCAAAGUCGAGGACCAUUAACCCAUUUCCUUGUUUUACAAAUGACAUAAACUCAUCUCCUUGCAUAUUUCUGUUUUUAGUGAAUUGUAAACUCAUUUCCUUGCAUUUUGCAAUUUUGUAAACUCAUUUCCUUGCAUUCUCUAAGUAAUCAAAAUUCUGCCGUUAAACAACAGGAAAACCAAUGCUACCACCACAACGCAGUACACCACAAAACAGUCAUAAAUUCAACAAAGCAAGAACCAAAAGACCAAGAAGAACCACCAUGGUUGGAGGACGCUGGUGAUGCUACAGCAGAACACUGGUGAUGCAAAAGAAUGCUGGGAAUGCUGACAAGGUGCAGAGGUUGCUGAUACGGAACGCUGAUACGGAACGCUGAUAUGGAACGCUGAUACCAAGUGUUGCUGACGAUAUGGAGGACUGAUACAGAGAAUGCCAAUACAAGUCGCUGAUACGGAGGAGGAUGCUGACACACAUGCUGUUACGAGUCACUGUUACAAGUUGCUGUUACGAAGGAUGCUCUGUUACAAGUCGCUGUUACGAAGGAUGCUGAUACUGAGGAUGCUGUUACUAUGAGCUGCUGAUACCUGAUACAAGCCGCUGAUACGGAGGAUACCAAUAGGGAGGCUUGCUGCUGAUAUGGAGGAUGCUGAUACUUGCCGCUGAUACGGAGGACGCUCCUGUUAGUACAAGCCACUGAUACGAGCUGCUGAUACGGAGGAUGAUGCUGAUACGGAGGAUGCUGUUAUGAGCCGCUGAUACAGAGGAUGCUGAUACGGAGGAUGCUCACUGAUACGGAGGACACUUGCUGAUAUGGAGGACACUUGCUGAUAUGGAGGCUUGCUGAUAUGGAGAGACAACGAGUCACUGAUACGGAGGAUGCUGAUACGGAGGAUGCUGAUACGGAGGAUGCUGAUACGGAGGAUGCUGAUACGAGUUGCUGAUACUAUUAGAUACGAUACAAUAUGAUACAGAGGGGAUAUAAAACGCUAGUACCAAUACUAUCUCUCCUAUUUUCAUGCUUUUAUUAUUAUUUCUAUUGCAAGGACGAGCACCAUGGUCAUUGGCGCUUGUCUUGUAUUUCAACACUGUAUUGUUGUAGUACAGUACAUAGUAUGGUAGUUUCCUGUUGUUUAAUCAUGUCGAACUGCUAAGUGAUGCAUUGGUUUUUCCUGUUGUUUAGAGGCAGAAUUUUGAUUACUUAGAGAAUGCAAGGAAAUGAGUUUACAAAAUUGCAAAAUGCAAGGAAAUGAGUUUACAAUUCACUAAAAACGGAAAUAUGCAAGGAAAUGAGUUUACKUCAUUUGUAAAACAAGGAAAUGGGUUAAAAGUCCUCGAAGUCGAAAUUCAAACUUCGAAGUUUCUAAUUCUUUUUCCUGUCCCGUCCCGUACUGUACGGUACUCGUACUUCAAGAAGGCAAACUACAAAAACAAGUACGUGCUGUAUUGUAAAAUACUGUACCAGACGUCGAAGUCUCUAAAUUAUUAUGACCCCUGGCGUCCAGUCUGUUUAACCAGGAUUCGGGUGUUUCAUAAUGUCGUACUUUUACUUCUACUACAGAGAACGCAGGCACUAUGAGCCCUUCCGGUGAAUACUGGGGUACGAGUACCCAACAGAGACUCAUGUGUUCUGUGAAUCGUCUUCAGUAUCUCAACCACUUCUUUUUCUGUGUACAGCGCCUAUUCGACCAGCAUAGCUCCCRCAAAUAGUCCAAGGCAUUUAGAAAUGGCAGCCUCACCCAACGCAGCAAGGAAUCACAAAGAAACUUUAUUAUCUUGCUGUAUCAAAGCAUGAUGCAACAAAAGCAACGGCGACGUCGACGAAACGAGGAAAAUGCUAUGAAUGCCAGGAGCUAUGAUGCUUGCGACGAAAGCAAAUGUGUCUCGAGAGGUUUGAGUCAUCUUUACAAUUAUUCCUUUACUUGCUAUGGGGAUAAUAAGGACUUCCACAUGAUGUGUGYAGAUGGAUACCUACCACAAGUUGUGGAUGACGAAGACCUAGUUUUGACUGAGGGACUGAACGACGGAGCUCCUUUAUUGCUCAAUGUAUUCGGUAUUUGGGGUGCARKUGGAAGUGAUGAUUCGAACUUCCAGUAUUUCACGUGUUGUCCACCAGAUGAUCUUUCAGCUGAAACAAAAAAUGUUACCAGACAUUGUUCAGAUCCAAUUUUAGGUGAGACGGAGGGCGAUUCUAAUGCCACCUUCACUUGCGACGAGUACGAUAUCCAGYCGUAUCCCCGUAUGAUGAAASAGCCUAGAUUGUACGUGCAUCCCGAUGAUUGUUUUACGAACAAAU